AUGGAUCCAAUCCUACACGGAUUGAAUCAUGCCCAGCGCGAGGCCGUCACCUCAUCCGGCUCAGUUCUCCAGGUGCUUGCGCCGCCAGGAUCGGGCAAAACAAAGACGUUAACAGCACGUGUCGCGUACCUUCUCUCACACCAUGGCUAUCAACCGCAAGAUGUCAUUUGUUGCACAUUCACAAUCAAAGCGAGUCGUGAGAUGCGUGAGCGCCUUGCCAAACUGAUUGGAGAAAAAUUUGAAUCGCGCUUGAUCCUUGGGACGUUCCACUCGAUUUGUCGUCGAUACUUGGUUAAGUAUGGAUACUUGAUUGGGCUACGGAAGGGGUUUGGGAUUGCGGACUCAGACGACACCCGUGCAAUCAUCAGAAGAACCAUCAAACGAUUGAAGUCUAGCAUUGAAGUCAAGGCGGCACAGGGCCGUAUCUCUCGACACAAGGCCCAUGGGCUGAGUCCAGAUGCCUUGGCUGAGCGAGCUAAAGCCGAGGAGAUGGAGCUUGUUGAUAUAUACCGCGACUAUGAAUCAGCGCUGGCAGCUUCUAAUCUCCUGGACUACGAUGAUCUGCUUUUGCGCUGUAGCGAUUUGCUCCGGGAACACCCACAAUGUGUGUCAAACGUAGAGGCCGUUCUGGUGGACGAAUUUCAAGACACGAACAUCAUCCAAUAUGAACUGAUGAAUCUUUUUGCAUCAAAAAAUCGACGCAUCACUAUUGUCGGAGAUCCAGAUCAGAGUAUCUAUGGUUUCCGUUCUGCAGAGAUCAAGAACCUCAAGCGAAUGCAGGGGCGCUACUCGAAUACGACAGUUGUCCUUUUGGAAGACAACUAUCGCUCUGCUGGAUCCAUCUUGAACGCUGCGCAGGAAGUCAUCGAACAGGAUACGAGCCGGCCUACCAAGGCACUCCAAGCCACGCACACUUUCGGAACCCUACCUGUGUUGAGGAGACUUCCAAACCCUAGUGCAGAAGCACAGUGGAUGGUUCUUGAGAUCAAACGGUGUGCAGCGAUGACUGGGGGUCUUCUGCGUAUGUCAGACUUUGCUGUCCUUCUCCGGUCGGCUGCGCUGUCCACGCAGAUUGAAACGGCGUUCGGAAGAGCAGGCAUACCGUAUAAGAUGGUUGGAGGCCGAAAGUUCUUUGAUCGGACUGAAGUCAAGAUCCUUCUCAAUUAUAUGAGGGUUGUUAGCCACACGGGACAUUCAGAUGCGUUGCUGAACAUUGUCAAUGUUCCACCUCGCAGAAUAGGCGAUGAAACGAUUAAGCAACUGACAGGCGGCGCGGAAAAGGCUAAGCUUCCGCUGUGGGACUUCAUCAAGGACGUUAUCCAGGGGCGCCGCUCAACUGAGAAGAAACUGCAGAAGGCUGCAGAGCAGGGGCUUUGCCACCUAGUGAAGCUGAUUGAAGCCUGUAGGCAGAAAUUGCAGGAGUGCGAGGAUGCAUCGGCUCCGCAUGUUUUGAUUGAGUUCAUCACGGAACGCCUGUCUUUCCAGGAGUACCUCAUUAGAGCAUAUCCAUUGGACGAAGACAGUCGCUGGGCAAAUGUCAAAGAACUCAUGCAUCAGGCCACUGAAGUCGCAGCAUUCGAGGAAGAGGAGGUCGAUAAGGAGAUGGACCUCCCCGAAAUUGAGGGUGUGCAGCAACAACAGGCGCAUCCUGGCGAAGAAGCUCUCACUCGGUUCCUUGCAAAUGUUGCUUUGGCUACAGAGAUCACCACUCAGGAAGAGAAUAAAGACGGUGAUCAACCCACGGAGAAGGUCACUAUCUCGACCAUUCACGCUGCCAAGGGCCUGGAGUGGCCUGUGGUUUUUGUGCCUGCGGUGUACAACGGGAGCAUUCCACACUCGCGCGCAGAGGUGAUAGAAGAGGAGAGACGAUUGCUAUAUGUCGCGAUGACCAGGGCUCAGGCCCUGUUAUAUCUGAGUGUUCCUAUUCGACAGCCCCGGCUGGGUGAAGGGGAAGAUGGUGCAACUACAUUGACACAAUUUCUUCCUCCUAAACUAACCAAAUCACACUUUCGGCAGAUGGGCCCAUCUCUUCACGAGAAAGUGGUGUAUGCAAUUGCUGAUAUACUGCGCCGCCCUCGGCCAUUGCUAGAAGACAUGUACAAAGGGCUUGAGUUCCUUCCAUCGACGCUGGACGACCGAUGGACACCUGAGGGUGAGGAAGAUCGCAGCAAGAUCGAUGGUACUUCUGCCUCUCACGAUACCCCUGAUGAGCCGAAUCCAAAAAGGCGGCGCUCAGAUAUGAAUCAAGGGCCAAAGACAACUACCUACGUCUCUUCAACUGGGUAUACCAUGAACAACUCGACGGGGUUUACUAUUCCUACAACCGUCUCAACGGGCUUUACAUCUGCCCGGGAUUACGUUGCGGCCAAUCCUCAACCCGCCCAGGAUUCAGCCGCGAAUUCAGCCUCAAAACCCCCUGCAGAUACAGCUGGAUCAAAUAAGCCGAACCCGCUCAGCGGUGCAGGCCGCAAGGACGGUCUCAUCCAAGCAAGCAUCUCGAACUUCUUCACAGGUCCAGGAUCCCAGAAGAAGGAACCGAUUCUACCGACUCGUCCACAGGCAUCCCGAAAAUACGAGGUGCCACUGUCGCAGAACCAACGUCCUCAGACGAGCAAUGUCCCACUACCUCUGUCCUCCCAUCGUGUCCAACCACGUCCACUCGUCCCAACCCGACCAACACUAGAGCCAACGAAUGCCGAUGGGUAUACAUGGUUGGCAACUCCAUCGAAGCCCCCAGCCCCAAAACCCAGGAUGUCUAUGACGCAGGAACAAGGCUCGGGCAAUACAUCUGCAGGCGCAGUCGGAGGCGAAGUGAAACCCGAAACCUCCCGCGGGUUUCAAGCCGCCACGACGUUCCACACAACGACCAUGUCAAUGGUUCAACAGGCACCGCGGCGGACGUUAGGGAUGCGACGGAGUAUGAAUGGGUGGCAAGAUCGGAUGAAGCGAGAGAGCGGUGGGCGCGGCUGA
This is a messenger RNA of Penicillium soppii, 2970 nucleotides long. Its product is annotated as ATP-dependent helicase. Bases 1 to 2970 code for a protein of 989 amino acids. Gene Ontology annotation, molecular function: ATP binding; 3'-5' DNA helicase activity; DNA binding. Gene Ontology annotation, cellular component: nucleus. The transcript is spliced from 2 exons. The record is from RefSeq and is a predicted model, not a curated record. Gene Ontology annotation, biological process: recombinational repair. Lineage: Eukaryota; Fungi; Ascomycota; Eurotiomycetes; Eurotiales; Aspergillaceae.